Molecule: messenger RNA, 981 nt
Organism: Calliphora vicina (urban bluebottle blowfly)
Lineage: Eukaryota; Metazoa; Arthropoda; Insecta; Diptera; Calliphoridae
Exons: 5
Coding region: 69-923 (284 amino acids)
Molecular function (GO): odorant binding
Source: RefSeq, a predicted model, not a curated record
ACUAAGAAAAUAAUAAUAAAAUAUCAUAACAUAAAUAAAAGGAAUUAAAUGAAGAAUACAAGUGCAAUAUGGCAUAUCGAAAUAUAUUGAAAAUAUUGCUCAUCUUGUUGGCGAUUAGUGUGGACUCAAACCAUUGUCAAGAGUCAAUGGAAUUAACAAAUUUCAGUUUGAGCGAUUCUCUUAUACGUCAUGCUCGUCUCAGGUGCUUGGAACAAUAUCCCCAGGCCGAUACAGUCAAUUACAGUGAUACUCACGAGACUCAUUGUUUUUUGCAAUGUUUUCUCUAUAAAAUGGGUUUAAUGGAUUUAAAGACAAGAGGUUUAAAUAGCAAAAAAUUCAUUGAUAUUUGGGAAAAAAUUGAAGAGGCUUUCGAGGAGGACACCUGUUUGGAAAGAUUUGAUUUUAGCGAACCGCUUAAUGGCAAUUGCACUGAUUGUUAUCGCAAAUUAAUGGAGUUUCGCAGCAACUGUUUGGAAUUAUUUGAAUAUUUUUUUACCACAAACAGCACUUGGAAAACGGAGAAUUCUAUAAACAGUAAAGAAAUUGGUCAAUCUGCUACGGAGUUUUGUGAUUUCAUUGAUGGAGAAAAUAUUGUGGCUAGAGAAGCGACAUCACAGGAUGAAGAGGUUUCGUUGCUGUCGCAAUACAAAAAUAAACUGAAGUGUAUCUUUCAUAAUAUUCACUACUUGGAUGCGUAUGGCAGAGUUGAUGAAUCCGAAAUCAACUUGAGUUACCUAGAGGCGAAUGAAGAUUUUCCCGAAUCUCGAGCCGUAAUACACAACUGUUCACAUCGUGCGAAUACAAAAUACCAUAAAUAUGAUGCCGGUAACAUGGUAUUGGAAUUGCAAAAGUGUUUGAAGGCCCAAAGUCCGGUCUACGAUAAAGUCUACAAAUUGAGGGAUGAAACUUCAAGACAAUAUUGACAUUUAAAUUAUCAUGAUUUAUUGAAUAAAUUAGUAUUAUUUAUUUUAAAUUAACAAA